Messenger RNA from Boleophthalmus pectinirostris (great blue-spotted mudskipper), 1107 nucleotides. RefSeq names its product somatostatin receptor 1b (gene sstr1b). Gene Ontology annotation, molecular function: neuropeptide binding; somatostatin receptor activity. Lineage: Eukaryota; Metazoa; Chordata; Actinopteri; Gobiiformes; Gobiidae. The record is from RefSeq and is a predicted model, not a curated record. Gene Ontology annotation, biological process: cellular response to glucocorticoid stimulus; neuropeptide signaling pathway. The coding region runs from base 1 to 1107 and encodes 368 amino acids. Gene Ontology annotation, cellular component: membrane; neuron projection. The transcript has a single exon.
AUGGAUUUUAACGUUAGCUUUGACUACGGCGCGUACCCAACUGGACUCCCCUACAACACGAGUUUAGACUACGACGACUACUACCAAGAACCUGACGCGAGCAAAAUCAUCAUCCCGUCUAUCUAUGCGUUAGUUUGCUGCAUAGGACUCACCGGCAACGCCAUGGUCAUCUACGUAAUCCUCAAAUACGCCAAAAUGAAGACUGCUACCAAUAUUUACAUCCUUAACUUAGCCAUAGCCGAUGAGCUUUUUAUGCUAAGUGUGCCGUUUCUCGCUACGUCGGCUGCCGUACGCCACUGGCCGUUUGGCUCGCUGAUGUGCAGGCUAGUUCUAAGCGUCGACGGAAUCAAUAUGUUUACAUCCAUUUUUUGCCUUACCGUGUUAAGUGUGGACCGCUACAUCGCAGUCGUUCACCCCAUAAAGGCUGCACGCUACCGUAGGCCGACCGUAGCCAAAGUCGUGAACGUGUGCGUCUGGGGCCUGUCGCUAAUCGUGAUACUGCCAAUUAUUAUCUUCGCCGACACCGUUCCUGCUCAAGAUGGCGGCGUCGAUUGUAACUUUUUGUGGCCUGAAGCAGCGUGGUCAGAGGCCUUCGUCGUGUACACCUUCUUGCUCGGAUUUUUGCUUCCGGUUGGAGCGAUCUGCCUUUGCUAUUGCUUAAUGGUAGCCAGGAUGCGAGCCGUCGGGCUAAAAGCGGGCUGGCUACAACGUCGAAGAUCUGAGAAGAAGAUCACGAGGAUGGUUCUUCUUGUCGUAGCAGUUUUCGUCCUCUGCUGGAUGCCGUUUUACAUCGUCCAACUGAUUAGCGUGUUUCACCGGCCACCAGACCCAAUGAUAACGCAGCUUUUUGUUAUCCUCAGCUACGCUAACAGUGGAGCUAACCCCAUCCUUUACGGUUUUGUGUCAGACAAUUUCCGGAGGUCGUUCCAGCGCAUCGUCUGUUUCCGCUGGCUGGAGAACGGCCUGGAUGCGGAGCAGGUGGACUACUGCGCUGUGGCGGUAAAAAAGCCAGCGACCUGCAGUCCGCUGGAUUUCCCAAAGGACUACCUGGCGUCUGAGAUGGUUUUCCGCAAUGGGACCUACACCUCACGCACAACAACUGUGUGA